Messenger RNA from Zychaea mexicana, 1859 nucleotides. RefSeq lists its product as uncharacterized. Bases 105 to 1376 code for a protein of 423 amino acids. The record is from RefSeq and is a predicted model, not a curated record. The transcript is spliced from 6 exons. Lineage: Eukaryota; Fungi; Mucoromycota; Mucoromycetes; Mucorales; Lichtheimiaceae.
CUCUCUUUCUCUUUUCUCUCUCUCUCUUCACAUAUAUAAGCAGAGACGCACCGACGAAUCUGCACUUACUCCUCCUUUGACAUAUACACUUGUACACGUACACAAUGGCGUCUUCGACGACCGCACGAUCGAACAGCUCACAGCUCCAGCGUCGACGAUCUAGUAGAGCUGCCCCUGGUGAAAAGUUUGACGACUAUAUAAUCCGCCGUAAAGCCGAGAUUGAGAACCAACAUAAAAAAGUGUCAAUAUACACAAGCCCGCUGUUGGUCGGGCAUUACUUUGUAAUGUACGUUUACUACGAAGUGCGAUCGGCCGUCAUGUACCUGUAUGGUAGAGGACGACCGACGCUUGGCAUAAUGAUAAGUUUGGCAGGCAUGAUUUAUGUCGCUUAUCAAAUCCAAGGGCCGCAUCAAAGGGUCAUCCAGCAGAUGCAGCGGAUAGGUGUGUGGUACGGCUACUGGGUUCUAUUAGGAAUCGCUUCGGCGUUCGGGCUGGGAACAGGAUUACAUACAUUUUUACUUUUCCUGGGACCUUACAUUGCUGAAGUGACACGGGCGGCUUAUGAAUGCCAGGGGGCAGAUUUAUUAACAAGAGAUGGAGCCAGUUAUCGGUUACAAUGUCAUAUGAACGGCACUACUAUCUCACCCAGCAGUAGCAGCUCAGCGAUUGUUAGCGUAGCCGCCGUAUCAUUAUGGGACAUUUACCGACGUAUUCAAUGGGAAAGUUUUGCAUGGGGUGCAGGCACAGCAUUGGGUGAGCUCCCGCCUUAUUUUGUCGCCAGAGCAGUUGCACUUUCAGGCGGCAAAAGCGAUGAAUUGGCCGACUUUGAGGCCAACCUGCACAAACCAUCGGAUCACCGGACAGUCAAGGAACAGCUGACACAUCUUGUCUAUAAUGCAAUGAAACGACUUGGAUUUUUUGGCAUUUUGUUGUUUGCGUCGAUCCCAAAUCCGCUGUUUGAUUUGGCAGGAAUAACGUGUGGGCAUUUUUUGGUACCAUUUGCCACGUUUUUUGGUGCUACGUUUAUUGGUAAAGCAUGCGUCAAGGCGUCCCUGCAGUCUUUGAUUGUGAUACUGGCCUUUUCAAAUGACGCAUUAAAUACGUUUUUGGAUACUCUGGAACGAACUGCCCCGGCUUUGCAUGAUGUUGUGGAGAGAGUGAUCCAUGAACAAGCCCACAAGAUUGGGAAAUCCACAGAUGAGUUUGGGAAUGACCAGACCAAUCUAUUUGGUAUUGCUUGGAAUGUGUUCUUAUCAUUGAUGCUAUGCUAUUUCGUCAUUUCCUCCGUCGAAUCGUUGGGACUAGCAUACAUGAAACGAGAGCACCAAGAGGAAAUGAAGCGCUUAGAGCAACGUCGUCACCGACAGCAGCAAUAGCAGCAGCGUCAUACCGAGUUUAGCUACGAUUCAUAUAUAUACACACUUCCUCUAAUUAACAUAAGUACAUACGCUUAUUUGCACAUCAACGCACGCAUUCUAUUCUUUCGUCCUCUACCUCGACUGCACCGUCACAGUACUCGCCAUUCUCCUCCUGUCUCCCUCUCUUUGUUGUAUAUCUAACGUUCUUCUUGUUAUGCACAAUUGCUGCAAGAGUUAUCGAUACCUUCCUCUAGACCUCUAGAAUUUCGUCUGAUCCUUGUAUGCAAGGGCUCUUUAAUCUUUUUUUUUUCGCUUUUUUCUACUCCCCGCAUUCGACACCGCCCCCAUCAGUGCAGCACGACGUCUCUCCUUGUUUCUCUCUGUCUCUCUCUCUUUUUUUUUUAAACCUGUAGAUUUGCUUCUGUUUCUUGCUUAUUUGGCAUGUUGGUGGUCCGACAAAUACAAUGACAUUUCAGCCAACAAGGGGUUGGUUAUACAGGA